Messenger RNA from Diatraea saccharalis (sugarcane borer), 3666 nucleotides. NCBI's taxonomy places the organism in Eukaryota, Metazoa, Arthropoda, Insecta, Lepidoptera, Crambidae. The record is from the annotation of a GenBank genome assembly.
AUGGCUUUGACUGGUGUAAAAGCCGCAUUGGAGGAUAGUUCACCACAUUCGUUUUUGUAUGUAUUCACCGAUGCUGGUGCUAAAGAUCGUCAGCUGACAGAUAAAGUUAGGAACUUGGCAGUCACAAAACAAUGUCAGAUUGUUUUUAUAAUAACUGGUACUUGUAAAGGGAAAGUUGAUAGUACAUAUUACACAUUAGCUAAAGCGACUAAUGGACAUGUUUUCAAAAGUAGUAAAGAUGACGUCAAAAAGGUCAGCACCGACCCUACAAUGGAUGAUUUACUUCUUGCCAUAAGUGGUGAUGAUGCUAAGUUUGAAGUAUCCAAGCCAGAUGGAAAGAAAGCUGACACAGAAACAAUUGUAGACGUACCUGAUUCAAAAGUGGUCAAAGUAAAUGUAACCGAACCUGGUGAAUAUGAAAUUACAGCUGGAAGCAAAUCGGAUACUUCUGUACUUGUUGAAACUGAUAGCAACUUGGACUUCUAUCAUGGUUUCUCAAUAACUAAACCUUUCUCUAUAGUAGGGACAUCUAUAUUGCCUUUGCCAGGUAUAAAAUCUUAUUUAGGUAUCAACGUUAUAUCACUUGAUGACAUUAAAUUGGAGAGUGUAGAAUUGUCGGAUCUGGAUGAUAAUUUUAUUAAAGAAUUACCUUUAGAGAGUUUAAGUGGCAAAGCAUUUUACUUUACUGAAAGUUUCUUACCGCCAAAUGGUCUAUUUAAAUUAACGAUAAACGGAUUACAUACUAAAACUAAUGCAAAAAUCCGAAGAACGAGCUCAACUCCCAUUGAAGUACAAAAUGUAGAAUUUGUUACAAAAGAAAAUAAGUCGCCAACAUUGGUUAUUGACAAAGGCCUUCAUAUUAUAGCGGAGUAUGGACAACCUUUAGUUAUAAGCUGUAAUGUUAACGCAUACCCAGCACCUAAUAUUACGUGGUAUGAUGCAGCGGACAAUAUUAUUGGAGAUAAAGUGAUAACCGUAGAAUUGCCCUAUAACUAUAAAAACAACAUAGAAAUUCUUAAAGUUGACAAAAAUACUACAUACAAAUGUGAAGCUAGUAAUUCUUAUGGGAAAUCACAGCAAAUAGUCAUGAUUGAAGCUAAACGGAAAUAUUAUUUUAAUGUGUCAGUACGUCCUACAGAUAUGAAAAUAGAACACAGAAAAAAUGAAAAAAUAUUUUGUAUUAUCGAUUCAUAUCCGCCAUCAACAAUUAUUUGGUACAAACAAGAUAAACAAGUGAAAGUUGAUGAUAAUAUAGAUAUAAUUGAAAAUGGUACUGCUCUAUACAUCAAACAAAUGAAACCUCAAUUGAAUGGAAUAUAUUCUUGCAAAGCACAAAACGGCGUCAACUCAACAGCAUUAUAUUUUAAAAUCAUCAUUGUCGGAGUUGCUCCCAAAGUGACAAUAACAGAUGAAGAUAAAAUACAAAUUAAGUAUAAUGAACCAAUAAAUUUAGAAUGCAAAGUGACUGGAUUUCCCGAGCCAAAAAUUAUUUGGAAAGAAAUAAAUACUGGCGAUGUUGUAUCAUCAACGACGUUACCCAGUGUCGACAAAGAAAAUGACUAUGUUAAUAUACUCCAUAUUAAUCAUAUCAAGAAGAAUUCUACUUACCAAUGUUUAGCAGAUAACGAUAAGGGUGAAGACAGUAAAAAUAUUAAAAUUGAAGUAAAAAUACACAUUGAUAUAAUAAACAAACCAAAAGAUUUAAAUAUCGAAUUUAAAAAAGAUGGCAGUGUGAAAUGUAAAGUAGAUGCUAAUCCACCAGCCACUCUAAAAUGGUACAAAAAUGGUUCAAGAUUACGAUCAGACGAUUAUCUCGAUGUGACGUACGCAAGUGAUGGAUCCAGCACACUAAUGAUUGCAGAAAUGAAACCUCAUUUAGUUGGCAACUAUACAUGUAAAGCAGAAAAUGAGUUUCAAUCAAAAGAACUAAAAUUCAGUAUUAUGAUUACUGGAGUUGCUCCAAAGACAUCAAUCGAAGGAACACCUAAAAUUAACGCAGAAUAUGAUAAAUCGCUUAAGAUACUUUGCAAAGCGUCUGGAUAUCCUGAACCAGACAUAGUAUGGAUAAAUAAUGAUACUGGUAAAGAAUUUCUUUCUACGCUUUUUCCAGUUGAUCCACCUUUUGAUUAUGGACACAUUUUACUAAUCGAUAAGGUGAAUAAAAAUGAAACAUUCAUAUGUAAAGCGAAGAACUCGCUUGGAGAACACAGUACUAAUAUUCAGGUAGAAACCGUGAAAAAAACAUUUUUUGACAUCUUAGAAGCACCUAAAGAUACUAAAAUUAAAUACAAAGAAAACGGCCAGGCGUUUUGCAAAGUAUCUGCUAAUCCAAAAGCAGAUAUAACAUGGUACAGAGAUGGCAAACCACUUAAAAAUAAUACAAAUAUACACAUAUCAUCUGAUCUUUCAGUACUCAGUAUAACAGAUAUGCAACCUGAAUUACAGGGACGCUUCACUUGUAGACCUAAAAAUAAAAAUAAUUCUACUCUCAUCCAUUUCAAUCUUCUAAUCACUGGUUUAACAUUACCGGUCAUCGACAAAUCUUUGUCUUUCAAAUUUUUAAAUGUCUUAGAAGGUUCUGAAGCCAGCAUUAAAUGUCUAAUACUCCGUGGUGAUCCAGUUCCGACUGUAACUUGGCGAUUCAGGCCGGAUGAUGAGACGAGAUUUACGGAACUGGAUGAAAACGGAACUGAAAUUAAUUAUGAAAAAGUUAGUCGGCAUCGUUCCGGUGUCUACAAAUGUGCAGCUACAAAUGCGGCAGGCUCGGACUAUUUCUCUAUUGCUUUGACUGUUGAAUAUGCACCCUCAAUAGCCAAAACGAAUAAAAAAUCUGUAACACUAAAACAAGGUGAUAAAAAUGAAAUCUUGAAAUGCGAAGUGAGAGGUAUUCCAAAACCGGACGUGGAAUGGCUGUUGAAUGAUACGCCUAUAAUUACUUCUGAAUAUCAGGUCUUCAAAGACAAUAGUAUUUCAUAUGCCGUGUCACCAGAUAUAUUGGUCAUCACAUCAGCAGCAUUCGAAAGAGCUGGCUACUAUAUAUGCCAUGCUAGUAAUGGGAGAACUUCAGCUAAUAUGACCUAUGAGGUCAUCGUCUCUGCUCCCCCUAAAAUUGUAGAAACUUCUAGUAUUUUGUCGGCAGAAGAAAGAAGUUCAGAUACAUCAAUAACUCCAAUGAUCACAUUGACGGCAGUAAAAGGAGAUUUGGUUUUGAGGUUACCAUGUAAGGCGACAGGAUGGCCUAUUCCUGAAAUACGAUGGACCCAGAAUGAUUAUCUCAUUGCAUCAGGUACAGAAUGGUAUGACAUUGCCGAUGAUGGUACUCUUAUGAUAAAGAAUGUAAACGAAGGAGGCGAGUAUACAUGUACAGCGGUUAAUAAGCUUGGCUCCGAUGUGGUUUCAUACAAUAUUAUUCUGGAUGAGGCUGCAACACCAGAGACACCUUCGCGCACGCUAUCACUGAAUAAUGGCGACACGGUCGCAGUAAUGUGCGACUUGCCACAUCUACCUGUUGAUCAGCUGAGGUGGUAUAAGGAUGGAAAAUUGUUAGUGAAUGGUGAACUCAGACUUACAAACGUUAGUUGGUUAGAUGAAGGUCUGUACACUUGUCGAGUAAGCACACUAGCUGGCUCACAUUCAAGCACUGUUGAUAUCAAAGUUAAUUUAUAA